Messenger RNA from Megalops cyprinoides (Indo-Pacific tarpon), 2459 nucleotides. RefSeq names its product potassium voltage-gated channel, Shal-related subfamily, member 3 (gene kcnd3). The transcript is spliced from 8 exons. Gene Ontology annotation, molecular function: A-type (transient outward) potassium channel activity; protein binding. Gene Ontology annotation, cellular component: neuronal cell body; membrane; voltage-gated potassium channel complex. The coding region runs from base 485 to 2422 and encodes 645 amino acids. The record is from RefSeq and is a predicted model, not a curated record. Gene Ontology annotation, biological process: protein homooligomerization; potassium ion export across plasma membrane. NCBI's taxonomy places the organism in Eukaryota, Metazoa, Chordata, Actinopteri, Elopiformes, Megalopidae.
GAAGGAGAGAGCGACAGAGUGAGAGACAGAGAAAACGACUCCCACCUCUGUCCAUCAUCCUACGAUCUAGCAAGGUGCCACUAAGAGAGUCGAGCCUUUCUGGGUACCAUUUCCCACUGAUGGAGCGAAAGGAAUAACCGUUAAAACCGGCUUCUCGCAGUCAAAUGGAAGACAACCGCGUACGGCUGUGCUAAAAAGAACGAAAAAGUCACUGCGAUUUCCUGCGCUUUUAUUCAUUUAAUAGCAAAUUAUUGGUAUUUUGUUUGUUCUUGCACUCUUUGGCGUACCUGGAUUUUUUACCUCACAGAUUCUCCGCAAAGAUACAGAGCAAGAGCUUUUACAAAGAGUUACUUUUCCAAAGAGCAGUCUUUUUAAAUUUGUUUUGUCGGAUUUUUUUUAUUCUUAGAGAUGUGGUCACGGACCUGAAGGCAAGCUGGUUUUGAAGGUGGUUGACUUGUUCCCCUCACCCCGAGCCGGCAUCACCAUGGCAGCGGGAGUGGCGGCGUGGCUUCCGUUUGCCAGGGCUGCAGCCAUUGGCUGGAUGCCUGUGGCUAACCUUCCCAUGCCCGUCGCUCCAACCGAGAAGAACAAGAGGCAGGACGAGCUGAUCAUUCUGAACGUUAGCGGGCGGCGCUUCCAGACCUGGAGGAACACCCUAGACCGCUACCCUGACACCCUGUUGGGCUCCUCAGAGAAGGAGUUCUUCUACAACGAGGAGACCAAGGAGUACUUCUUCGACCGAGACCCGGACGUCUUCCGCAGCGUCCUCAACUUCUACCGGACCGGCAAGCUGCACUAUCCGCGGUAUGAGUGCAUCUCGGCCUACGAUGAGGAGCUGGCCUUCUUCGGCAUCAUCCCGGAGAUCAUUGGCGACUGCUGCUACGAAGAGUACAAGGACCGCAAGCGGGAGAAUGCCGAGCGCCUCAUGGAUGACCAGGAGGACAACAAGGACAGCAAGCUGCCCAACAUGACCUUCCGCGAGACCAUGUGGCGGGCCUUCGAGAAUCCCCACACCAGCACCAUGGCCUUGGUCUUCUACUACGUCACAGGCUUCUUCAUCGCCAUCUCCGUCAUUACCAAUGUGGUGGAGACGGUGCCGUGUGGCUCCACGCCCAACCAGAAGGACAUGCCGUGUGGAGAGCGAUACACAGUGGCCUUCUUCUGCAUGGACACAGCCUGUGUCAUGAUCUUCACAGUGGAGUACCUGAUGCGCCUGUUCGCUGCGCCCAGCCGCUACCGCUUCAUUCGCAGCGUCAUGAGCAUCAUCGACGUGGUGGCCAUCCUGCCCUACUACAUCGGCCUGGUCAUGACCGACAACGAGGACGUCAGUGGGGCCUUCGUCACGCUCAGGGUCUUCCGCGUCUUCCGGAUUUUCAAGUUCUCACGCCACUCGCAGGGGCUGCGCAUCCUGGGCUACACGCUGAAGAGCUGCGCCUCGGAGCUGGGCUUCCUGCUCUUCUCCCUCACCAUGGCCAUCAUCAUCUUUGCCACCGUCAUGUUCUACGCCGAGAAGGGCUCCAGCUCCAGCAAGUUCACCAGCAUCCCGGCGUCCUUUUGGUACACCAUCGUCACCAUGACCACUCUGGGGUAUGGGGAUAUGGUGCCGAAGACGAUAGCGGGGAAGAUCUUCGGCUCCAUCUGCUCACUGAGCGGCGUGUUGGUAAUAGCCCUGCCCGUUCCUGUCAUCGUCUCCAACUUUAGCCGAAUCUAUCACCAGAACCAGAGAGCAGACAAGCGACGGGCGCAGAAGGUACAGAAAGCCAGGCUGGCCAGGAUACGAAUAUCCAAGACGGGCAGCUCCAGUGCCUUCCUGCACAGCAAGCGGAACGGCUUACUGAACGAGGCCCUGGAACUCACACACCCUCCUUACAAGUUGAACCUUUCUGAGCAGGGCUCCACAGAGGAGGAGCAGCGGCGUACCAAGACCACCUCUUUGCUGGAGAGCCAACACCACCACCUACUGCACUGCCUGGAGAAGACCACGAACCAUGAGUUUGUGGACGAGCACCUGUAUGAGCAGAACUACCUGGAGAGCGCUCUGCAAAGCUACCGGUCACGCAGCCCCUCCCUCUCCAGCCAGAGCGGCCUGACGGGCACCUGCUGCUCCCGCCGCACCAAAAAGAGCACCCACCUGCCCAACUCCAGCACACCUGCCACCCACCUGCACAGCCUGCAGGAGCUCAGCGCCAUCCACAUCCAGUGUGGGGACCAGCCUCCUCUCAGCACCAGUCGAUCCAGCCUCAACAUGAGGCCCGACGAGGGCUCCCGCCUCAACUGCAAGAGCGGCCAGAUCACCACAGCGAUCAUCAGCAUCCCCACGCCGCCAGCUACCACCCCCGACGGUGAUGGCCACCCGCCCCCUCCCAGCCCCAGCGUCCAGACCACGGCCAGCUCGAACAUUGUCAAGGUGUCCGCACUGUGAGGCCCGGCGAGUCCUCUUCCAAUAAAAAAAAAAAAAA